GUAAAAAUGAAUAUAUAAAUUAACCGAAGCUUGAUCAAAAUAAUCUUUAAUAUAAGGUUAAUGAAUGUCGUCCCAAUUCGGAUAUUUAUAUCGGAUCUAAAACAAUCAGUCUGCGCUAUAAUUACGAUAUCUCCCCUUCCUUUAGAUCCCUAGUCGUAAUCGCUACUUCAUAUUCAUGCGCGAUUCGCAGAUCCUUUUGAAACGCGCCUUUAGCCUACGGCAGGACGCGAGGAUCCGCAAUUGAAGAAAACGGGUGGCGCAUGUGUGCGCGCAUGCGCAGCGGCACGUUAUAAAUACAACCACUAGGCCCUCGCUCGUGUCGAGUGAAGUUGUCGGCGGAGUCACAGUGGUCGUAUGAUGGCGCAGUAUGUCGGCCGUCCGCGAUUCGCGCCGGCGACGAUUCUUUUGCUACUUGUUCCCGUGUACGUUGUUCAGCUAGCGAACGCCGACACGUCGACGUUAAUAUCGUCGACGACGAGGACGACGACCGGGACGACGAGAGCAACGACGGUGGCCAACACCGUCCAGUACAAUGAUAUUCUGCCGCGCGUCGUCCAGGUCGCGGUGAAUUCGGCGGCGGUCGUCGCGUUGUCGGCACUGCCGUUCAGUGCCAACCCCACCGACUUUCAUCGAGUUCCCCUCGUCGAGUUCCUGGGUACCGGCCUCGAUCGCGACCUCGCGCUACAAUGGUCGCCGUCGAACCGAGACUGCCCGCGGGACGCGGGCAACACCCUGGACGCGGUGUGGAUGUCGUCGGCGAGGGACCGCGGUAUCUACGAAUUCCGGACGGUUCCAGACGCGAAGGUUACCGCCGUCUAUUUUUGCCUGAGAAAUCGCAGCGACGAGAAGUGGAGCAAUCUCGGGGAUCGUGUCUCCAUAAAAUUUCCGGUACGACCGGAGAAAUAUUUUCGUACACGACGCGGCGAUCCGCUUGAUAAUCUCGAGAGUUCCGUCUUGAGCAACUACACGAAGAUUCACAUCGAAGGAUUGCGAAUAGAUACAGCUGACAAGGAGCCUAGUCACAACGAGGAGGGAAUUCCCGAAAUUCUGGCUGGGAGUAAGGCAGUGAUUCGUUUAUUCGGCACCGGUAUUACGAAGGAUACCUUGAUCGCCUUCACCGAUGUAGCAGCGGAAAGAGGAGCCGUAUGUGACAAGAUCAAGACCAAUGAGUUUCCCGUGGAAAACGUAGAGGAAACCACUGCGAUUGUACAUGUAGUACUUCCCGUUGGAUCGUCGUAUCGGCCUUUUUUCGUAUGCGCAAAACAGCCGUCGUACGAAAGAGAGAGAUCGAAGAAGGAUGACAUCCUGUUUAGACACCAAGGCACCGCGCGAUACAACACCAUCCGCACAUAUGAGAAAUUCCUACCGUUCUGGCUCACUAUCUUGAUCAUUCUCGUUUGUCUCAGUUUGUCUGCACUUUUCUCCGGUCUCAAUCUCGGUUUAAUGGCGAUAGAUAGGACCGAAUUGAAAAUACUCGUCAACACAGGUACAGAAAAAGAAAGAAAGUAUGCGAGAACCAUUCAGCCAGUAAGAAAUCACGGAAAUUAUCUUUUGUGUUCGAUUCUGUUUUCCAACGUUCUUGUCAAUUCGAUAUUCACGAUAUUGCUGGAUGAGUUGACAUCCGGGAUAGUCGCUGUUAUCUGCUCGACAUUAGCUAUUGUCAUUUUUGGUGAAAUUUCGCCGCAGGCUAUGUGUAGCAGACACGGAUUAUGUGUCGGCGCAAAAACUAUCUAUUUAACUAAACUGACAAUGCUAAUCACUUUUCCAUUAAGUUAUCCAAUUAGCAAGUUGCUUGAUGUUAUUCUCGGCGAAGAGAUUGGAAAUGUAUAUAAUCGGGAACGUUUGAAAGAGCUGGUCAAGGUAACGACCGAAUACAACGAUUUAGAGAAAGAUGAAGUAAAUAUAAUUGCAGGAGCAUUAGAAUUGCGAAAGAAGACCGUAGUGGAUGUAAUGACCAGAAUUGAAGAUGUAUAUAUGUUGAAUUAUAAUGCUAUUCUAGACUUUGAAACAGUGUCUGAAAUCAUGAAAUCAGGAUUUUCACGUAUACCAGUGUAUGAAGACGUAAGAACGAAUAUAGUAACAAUGUUGUAUAUCAAAGAUCUUGCUUUUGUUGAUCCCGAUGAUAAUAUGCCACUCAAGACACUUUGCCAAUUUUAUCAAAAUCCAUGUAAUUUUAUUUUCGAAGAUGUUACGUUGGAUGUAAUGUUUAAACAAUUUAAGGAAGGUCACAAAGGCCACAUGGCUUUUGUGCAAAGAGUCAAUAACGAAGGUGAAGGUGAUCCGUUUUACGAAGUAAUUGGUUUGGUAACAUUAGAAGAUGUUAUUGAAGAAUUAAUUCAGGCUGAGAUUAUUGAUGAAACAGAUGUAUUUACGGAUAAUCGAAAUAAACGAAAGAGACAGGUUCGUCCGAAGAUACCAACGGAUUUCAUGAUAUUCGCAGAGAAGAAAGAAAACCAACGAAUUCACAUCUCGCCGCAAUUAACAUUGGCGAUGUUCCAGUACUUGUCAACAACUGUGGACACAUUUAAACCUGACGUUAUAUCGGAGACGAUUCUGCGACGUUUACUGAAACAAGAUAUUAUUUAUCACGUUAAAGUAAAAUCGCGCGAGAAAGCCAAAACUGAUCCCGCUGCGAUAAUUUAUCAGCAAGGAAAAGCGGUCGAUUACUUUGUGCUAAUUUUAGAAGGUCGCGUCGAAGUGACGGUGGGAAAAGAGAAUAUGAUGUUUGAAAGCGGCCCUUUUACGUAUUUCGGAUCGCAAGCUCUUACUGCAAACAUCGGGAUUGCUGAAUCGCCUACGAAUGCAAAUCCGCAGACAGUCGGAAGUAUUCAGUCUGUCAAUUUAGAUUCUAUGUUACGUCAUACCUUUAUACCGGAUUACACAGUGCGUGCAGUGACUGAAGUAUUCUAUGUAAAAGUCAAGAGGUCUCUAUACUUAGCUGCGAAACGCGCUACGCUUCUAGAAAGAAGUCAAAAAGAUCCGCUGCCUAGUCAGGAACAAUUUGACGACGAAGUAGAGAAGUUGCUGCAUUCUUUAGAAGAAGACGAUCGCAGUGUACCUGAAUCUCCGAUAUUACCCGCGGACAAGUCGGCAAAUAGCGAAAAAGGGAAAGAUGCCGUUAUUCAUUCACCCAUACGUAGCGUGACGGCACCGACGUCACCACUUCCGGUUAGUGCCAGUCCGAUCACGAAUUCGAAGUUUAUCUCACCACGGAAUGACGCGAAAGUUAAGAAUUCAUCAGCAAAGGUACAGAUGAGUCCAGUGGAAAUUCAAGUUAAACACGACUCGUUGACUGCAUUAAAUGCAGAUAUUCUUGCUCGACAGUCCGAGGUAGUAAGAAUGUCUGUGAAGAUGAAUGGCGACGAAGAACGAACAAAUCUCUUGUCUAAGCCAGAUAACUCUUAACGCUUACAGAACGGCCGACGAGACUCGGUACUGUCGGCGAAAUCGAUAACAUUAAGAGCAUCGAGUAACACAGAGCAGAACAUACUGGCAUGACACAUUUUGCUACUGUGACACUAGGUACUUCACGAAUUACUUAGAUAUUUAUCGUGAGAGGCACUUGAAAUUUUUAGCGAUUGGUUUAGAAGCUGUACCCAAUCUCGACUUUCAUCAAAAUUUAACUUAUUUUACAGAUACGUCAAGUUAAUAUAAAAAAAAAAGAGUAGUAUGUGAUCAACUGCUCUUAAUAGCAUUUUAUAGAUAAUAAUAAUAUCAAAUAAUAAUAUCAAACUAAACUUAUGAUUAAAGAUUCUGUUUAAAGCUCGUGUCUAAUUACAAAAAAAACAGAAACAAUGAAUUAAAAUUCAUUUAGCAGCACGUUUUUUAUUUUAAAAGAAAAAGUUACUUUGAUUUUACGAUUACAAACAUAUUUUAAUGAUUUCUAGAUUUUGCAAGUGUUAUAUAAUGUUCCAUUAUAACAUUAUAUUAGGAUUUCUUCAAUGUGAGUAAAUAAAUGACAUCGCGGGUACAGUUUUUAGCUAAUUGAGAAAAAGGUGAUAGAAACUACGCUGCAAUAAUGCCCUGACAUUAUUUUGAAUAUAUUUUAGUACGAAAAAUUCAUUAUAGAACAAAAAAGAUAUAUGAAAUCAAUUACAUGGUCGAACACUCAGAUCAUCACAUAUAUAUAUAUAUAUAUAUAGAUUAGAAAACAGUACAAACGAAUGAAAAAAGUUUGAAGAGGAUUUAAUAUACAUUAUUCGAAGGUCACUUCUCUGGAAAAAGAUGAUUUUAUUAUUUACUUUAGUUUUGUUUGGAAUAUACGCGAAUCUGAACAUGCAUGAUAGAUUAAAAUGGCCCAA
Molecule: messenger RNA, 4301 nt
Organism: Pogonomyrmex barbatus (red harvester ant)
Lineage: Eukaryota; Metazoa; Arthropoda; Insecta; Hymenoptera; Formicidae
Gene: uex
Product: metal transporter uex
Biological process (GO): magnesium ion homeostasis; transport
Cellular component (GO): plasma membrane
Molecular function (GO): transmembrane transporter activity
Source: RefSeq, a predicted model, not a curated record